Molecule: messenger RNA, 981 nt
Organism: Pocillopora damicornis (cauliflower coral)
Lineage: Eukaryota; Metazoa; Cnidaria; Anthozoa; Scleractinia; Pocilloporidae
Product: DNA excision repair protein ERCC-5 homolog
Biological process (GO): nucleotide-excision repair
Cellular component (GO): nucleus
Molecular function (GO): single-stranded DNA binding; DNA endonuclease activity
Source: RefSeq, a predicted model, not a curated record
AGAUGGAUGGCAUACGGGCAGAACAGAAGUCUCUUGCAGCAGAACUUGCCAGGCAGAAUCGCCGGGCAGCUACAGUGACCCCUGAGAUGUACAUCGAUUGUCAGAAACUACUACUGAAGUUUGGUGUUCCUUAUGUGAUAAGUCCGACCGAAGCCGAAGCCCAGUGCGCCGCAUUAGAACUAGCUGGUAAAUCAGAUGGAACUAUUUCAGACGACAGUGAUAUAUUCCUCUUUGGUAGCAAACGAGUGUAUAGAAAUAUCUUCGACACUAAAAUGGAAGCAGAGGAAUACACAAGUGAUGCAGUUAAGAGAAAGCUACUUCUAGACCGUUCGAGUCUUAUCUGCCUCGCCUUCAUCACCGGCAGCGACUACACUGAUGGCUUAAAAGGGUUUGGAGGAGUUAAUGCCGUGGAGAUUCUUCACGAGUUUUCUAUUAAAGAUUUCGAGGGUCUUGAGCAGUUUAGAGAGGUGUGGUGCUGCCAAGUGACUUUCCAUCUAAAGCAGUUUAUGACGCUUAUAGCAAUCCGGCGGUAGAGAAACAAACAGGGGAUUUUGAAUGGAAACAUCCAGACCUGGAGUUCCUUAAAUCAUAUCCUUUCAACUGUUGCAAAAUAAAUUGUCAUGCAUAAUUGUAUUUUUUUCAAAAUUUGAAUUUCCUUUACCAGGAUGCAUGGAGACUUGUCCUGUAAUUAAUUAUUCUCUGUGUCGUGAUAUUGCCUAGAUUCCGGCUAGCGGUUAUCACGGUACUAGUACCUAGGGCCACCAUAUACAAAAAUGGGCAUCUAAUAAUUAUUCAUUGGUAGUGUGACUUUGUUUUUUUUUAGUUAGUUGUGUUCUUUGUACUUUGUUAUAUACAUAUGUGCGUUUUCGUACGCUUCCUGUUCUUGAACGAGAACCACAACACUCGGUACUCUCGUUGUCCGCUUGCUUCGUAAUAUGUUGAUAACACAAGGAGAUAAGCAUCACUAAUAACUCCUUAACA